Molecule: messenger RNA, 3620 nt
Organism: Nothobranchius furzeri (turquoise killifish)
Lineage: Eukaryota; Metazoa; Chordata; Actinopteri; Cyprinodontiformes; Nothobranchiidae
Gene: slco3a1a
Product: solute carrier organic anion transporter family member 3A1a
Biological process (GO): sodium-independent organic anion transport; transmembrane transport; prostaglandin transport
Cellular component (GO): plasma membrane
Molecular function (GO): protein binding
Source: RefSeq, a predicted model, not a curated record
CAGCUGUGGGAGGUGGAAGCCCAGACUCUCCCGGCAGUCGCUGCUGGAUGAGGGACCAUGGCAGACCGGAUCUGCCGCUGUUCGAAACAGAACUUGGCGCUUAUAAACGCAAACACAUUUGCGGAGAAAACAUGCGCACCGAGAGACAUUUCCGCGCCGGUGCUUUACUUCUAACCGUGCCUUCUUCGUUAAACCCUUCGAGGAGUUCACAUGUCCGCUCGUGGCGCUGUCGUCGUGGCGGAGGAGAUGUUUAACAGAGCCAGGGAGACGCGCGGAGUUCGGACGUGUGUUUACUAGCUUGCCACACAAACCCGCUGAUCCAGAGACGCACGGCGCCAACUACGAGGCAGCGCGGAUGUAGCCUUCCGGAGGAGGAAAGCGAAACCGUGAACCUGCCAACGUGGCCGGUGCGUUUUUUUUGGGUUUACGUUCUCAGCGCUGUGUGCCAGCCAGGAUGCAGGUGAAGAAGCACCGGGACUCGGACCGAAGCAGCGGGAACAUGCUGGAAAGAGACGGCCUCAGCAAAACCUCCUCCUGCUUCUCAAACAUAAAGAUAUUCUUGAUAUCAGAAUGCGCCCUCAUGCUGGCACAGGGCACCGUGGGAGCCUAUCUGUUGAGCGUGCUGACCACCCUGGAGCGGCGCUUCAACCUGCAGAGCGCUGACGUGGGAGUGAUCGCCAGCAGUUUUGAGAUUGGCAACCUGGCACUGAUCCUGUUUGUCAGCUACUUUGGGGCAAAAGCACACCGACCACGUCUGAUCGGCUGCGGCGGGAUUGUCAUGGCCCUCGGCGCGCUUCUUUCCUCCUUGCCUGAGUUUUUGACAAAACAGUAUGAGAUGGGGAAAAUUCAGAGGACUGAUUCUGGUCGGGACGUUUGCUCCAACGCCAGUGAGACUCAACGUGAGGAAGCUUUGUGUGCCCUAAAGGCCAACACCAACAUGAUGUAUCUGCUGCUGAUUGGAGCACAGUUCUUGCUGGGAAUUGGCAGCACACCAGUGCAGCCCCUUGGGGUUUCUUAUAUUGAUGAUCAUGUGAAGAGGAAAGUCUCCUCCCUCUACAUAGGAAUCCUUUUCUCCACCUUGGUGUUCGGACCUGCCUGUGGCUUCAUCCUCGGCUCUCUUUGCACUAAAUUAUAUGUAGAUUUCAUCUUCAUCGAUACCGGUAUGCUGGGCAUCACUCCAGAUGACCCUCGGUGGAUCGGGGCCUGGUGGGCCGGCUUCCUCCUGUGUGGUGCCUUAUUGUUCUGCUCGGCUCUCUUCAUGUUUGGCUUUCCUCACUCGCUGCCAGUGAAGGAGAGGGACGAGGAAGCAGAGAGCGACCAGGUUAUGCUCCCUCCUCCUCUCAGCCCGGAAUCUCCUAAGCCCAGCAAUGGAGUGGUGCUCUGCGUUGAGCCUGCCAACGGCGCCACCUGCUGUCAGCAGCUGAGAGUGAUCCCCAAAGUGACCAAACAACUGCUAUCCAACCCGGUGUUCACCUGCGUCAUCCUGGCAGCCUGUAUGGAGGUCGCCGUCGUGGCGGGCUUCGCGGCCUUCCUGGGAAAAUACCUGGAGCAGCAAUUCAACCUCACCACAACCUCAGCCACCCAGCUGCUAGGUAUGACAGCCAUCCCAUGCGCAUGUCUGGGGAUCUUCAUGGGUGGCCUGCUGGUGAAUAAGCUCAACCUCUCAGCUCUGGGAGCCAUCCAAAUGGCUAUGAUGGUCAACCUGGUUUCUACUGCCUGUUACGUGUCUUUCCUGUUCCUGGGCUGUGACACGGGUCCCGUUGCAGGAGUCACGGUCCCUUAUGGCAACGAGACACUAAAUGUGGGAGAGAAACCAGAAGCUCAUUGCAUCAGUCACUGCCACUGCUUCACCUCCUCCAUCAGCCCCGUCUGCGGCUCCAACGGCAUCACCUACCUGUCUGCCUGCUUCGCCGGCUGCAGCCCGUCCGUUAUCUCUCAGGUCGCGUCAAACACCUCUCAGAACCUGACUGGAUGUUCUUGCAUACCUACUAAAACCGGACACGCCUCUGCAAUUCCAGGGAAAUGUCCAAUGCCGGGCUGCCAGGAGGUUUUCCUUAUCUUCCUGUGUGUGAUUUGUGUCUGCAGCAUGGUGGGAGCCAUGGCGCAGACGCCCUCCGUCAUGGUCCUGCUCAGGACCGUGAACUCUGAGCAGAAAUCAUACGCUCUUGGAGUUUUUUUCCUUCUGCUGCGACUUGUUGGAUUUAUUCCUCCUCCUCUGAUCUUUGGUGCGGGGAUUGAUUCCACUUGCCUUUUCUGGAGCUCGGACUGCGGCGACAAGGGCGCCUGUCUGCUGUAUGACAACAUGAAGUACAGACACCUCUACGUGAGCCUCGCCAUCAUCCUCAAAGGCAUGGCCUUCCUCCUCUACUCCACCUCGUGGCUCUGCUUGCGCCGCAACUACAAGAAAUACAUCAAAGGAAACGAGGACCACUCGCCAUCGACGGAGUUUUGCCCAUCCCUCAUCGACGGCCCCAAACUCGUGGACAGAACAAAGUUUAUAUAUAGCCUAGAGGACCAUGAGUUUUGUGAAAACAUGGAGUCGGUUCUAUAAGGAGAAUGUGGACUUUCACCUCCUCCUCUCAUGAUGUUUGAUUUAAAGGCCCGUACAGGUCAGAGGUGCUUUUCCAAAAGGGGUCCACUCUAGGUGUUUAUCAGCAAGGUGUCCUUGCAUGUUGCCACUGAGAUCCUGUGUUGACUUGUUGGUAGAACAACUGUACCCCUUGGUCCUUUUUCAGCGAGUGGAUUUAUGACACCAUCUCCACUCUAGUUCUUGUGUUGGGUCAACCACGAUCCCGGUAAUCGUAAUAUAUGGGGGGGAGGGGGACAGUUUUUUUUUUUUCAGUCAGCACUAAGUUCUGUCACUGAAAUAUUUAGAUUUUAUAGUUUGAAGAAAAAAAAGGAAAGAAGAACCACUCGAGUGAGUUCUUCGGUCGUUGCCAAGUGUUUACAAACUAAUAGCCGAUCAGUCACUGUAGUUUUGCUUCAGUGCAGGAAGGUUUCUUAUAGAAAGAGACCAGAACCACCCGGACCGGGUUAUUUAUAGUGGCCUAUUAGACGUUGCUUUUGCUGGAUCUUGGAAUCUGUUUUUGAUACUCGCCUAGACUGGAUGCUCCUAUAUCAUAGGUGCAAUUCAGAUCUGAUAUUACUUUUGCACUGCAGCAGGUUGCUUCACAUUCAUGUUUGUUUGCAGAAUUCAUUCAGCCUCAUUUGUCUUAAACAAGGGAUUAAAAUGUUUAGAUUCAGAUUAUUCCUUCCUUUCUUUAGUUUGGCAUCUCCACCAAGCGAAGGAGCAAAAUCUGAAAAAUAAACCUUGUCACGCAAUUAUGAGCGUUUAUUAGGUUGUGCUAAAAAACAACAGUAUAAAUUAAAUAUAGCAUAAUCUAAUGUUUGCGUGUCUUAUCACAGAACGUGUUAGAAGUAAAUGUGUCUGUGUUUAGGAUCAGACGCAGCUUGUAAGAUCCAAAGUUCAGAAACAAGAUGGAAGGCUUGACUCGCGUUACUCGACUCAUCCCUCUGCAGUUACGGUUACACUUUGUCCCUUUUUCUUAUACUUUUUGUAUGGCAAAAUAUCAUUUAUUUUGUUCUGGAAAUAAAUUAUUUUUCAGAAAAAUUCAACAGAA